Ilex paraguariensis (yerba mate) is the source of this 387-nucleotide messenger RNA. The record is from the annotation of a GenBank genome assembly. NCBI's taxonomy places the organism in Eukaryota, Viridiplantae, Streptophyta, Magnoliopsida, Aquifoliales, Aquifoliaceae.
AUGGAGCUUAUUCAGAAUGCCGAAGACAAUGAGUAUGUGCCCGGCGUUAGGCCGACGUUGGAGUUCGUGUUCACAACCACUGAUGUUACCGGCACCGGCUCUCCGGCGACUCUGCUGGUAUUCAACAAUGAGGUGGGUUUUACAAAAGCAAACAUUGACUCCCUCUGCAGUAUUGGUCAAUCCACUAAGAAAAACAAGAGACGCCAAGGCUUCAUCGGAGAGAAAGGUUGGUCCCCUCUUCUUCCCAAAGCCAACAAUGGCGGUUACAAAGUGGCAAUUGUACUGCAUGCGCUUGUGAGCACGGCCACGGGCUUCUUCUUCUUGUCUUGCUUAGCCACCUUCGAUGUUUGGCCUCUCACCUUACCGGCACUAGCUCGAGAUCCAUGA